CCAGAUACAGCCCUCACCCAACGCGCACACACUCCCUCUGUCCCCUGUCUUCCUCCCUCCCUCUCCCAGCUGGAUACGGGGGUCUCCGGUUAGCCGGCGGCGUGUGUGCUGCUUAGUUACUUAGUACACGUGAUGGUGCGGCGGAAGACGGUGAUCGAGAGAAUCGAGGACACAACGAGCCGGCAGGUGACCUUCUUCAAGAGGAAGGGCGGGCUGUUCAAGAAGGCCAGGGAGCUGGGCGUCCUCUGCGACGCCCAGGUAGGGAUCCUCCUCUUCUCCAACACCGGCCGCCUCUACGAGUACUCCAACUCCACCUCCGGGGUUAAUUCCAUAAUUGAAAGAUACCAGAAGGUUAAGGAGGGCCAACAAUUCAUGAGUGCGAGCGCUGAGGCUAAGUUGUGGAAAGUGGAGGCAAACCGUCUGAGGCAACAACUACAUAACUUGCAAGAGGAUCAUAGACAGUUGUUGGGACAAAAUCUACCUGGCUUAGGUUUGGAAGGCUUGAAGGAUCUAGAGAAUCAACUGGAAACAAGCAUACAUAACAUUAGGCUAACAAAGGACCAACUUAUGAUUGAUGAAAUUGAAGAGUUAAACAAGAAGGAGAGCCUCGUGCACCAGGAAAAUACUGAGCUAUACAAGAAAUUGAACAUCAUUCGUCGACAGAAUUUAGAUUUGCAAAACAAGUUAAACGGCCAGGUGGAAGUAAAUGAGACAAUUACAAGUUCUUCUAGCCAGUACAACAUUGCUGCUCGAGCUGAUCCAGUUUGUCUGCAAGUCAGCCAUCCCCACCAUGCAGAAAGGGAUGAGCAACCAGAAUCACCAACGCUGUGUCUAUGACUACCUGCUGGUGGAUUCAUAAAUAAGAGGCUGCAAGUUUCUACUACAAGACGGCCAGAUGGUCGAGGAUUGGUGUGCCAAUUCUGUUCCUAAAUCAAGUGUGGAAGUUAAUGUGUCCAUUGGGAGGAUUGAUGUGCUAUGUCUACCAAUGCAUUGUAAAAAUACACUACCAUUGGGAGAUUUGCAACUGGCUCCAUGUAUUUUUUUCUUGUUAUUAACAAAGCAACAAGAAUAUGCUGUGUUGAAUCCCGGAUGCACAAACUUGCAUUCAAAUAAAAUAAUGUAUCAUAAAAAAACACGCUGGUUAGAAUUCACAGUUGCAGGCAAAACCUUCUGUGAGAUUAGGGGUACCACAUUCCUCAAAGGAGGUUCUCCAUAUAUACCAGGCAUCUGCACAUUACCCUUUCAUUUCAAAGGAAAACCAUUCCCGCAACAAGGGAGAGGAAGUCAACAAAUGUUGCCAUUUUUCUGCGUGUCAUGAACAGUGGAAAAAAUAGUGCGUUAUAGCGUCGCUAAUAGCAUGUUUUAGCGUUCUGAGCAAUGACUCGCUAAAUAAAUUGAUAUACAAUGUCUAGCU
Molecule: messenger RNA, 1414 nt
Organism: Aegilops tauschii subsp. strangulata
Lineage: Eukaryota; Viridiplantae; Streptophyta; Magnoliopsida; Poales; Poaceae
Product: MADS-box transcription factor 23
Biological process (GO): positive regulation of transcription by RNA polymerase II
Cellular component (GO): nucleus
Molecular function (GO): RNA polymerase II transcription regulatory region sequence-specific DNA binding; DNA-binding transcription factor activity; protein dimerization activity
Source: RefSeq, a predicted model, not a curated record